Messenger RNA from Eutrema salsugineum, 2348 nucleotides. RefSeq names its product splicing factor, suppressor of white-apricot homolog. NCBI's taxonomy places the organism in Eukaryota, Viridiplantae, Streptophyta, Magnoliopsida, Brassicales, Brassicaceae. The record is from RefSeq and is a predicted model, not a curated record. The transcript is spliced from 4 exons. The coding region runs from base 98 to 2176 and encodes 692 amino acids. Gene Ontology annotation, biological process: mRNA 5'-splice site recognition; RNA processing. Gene Ontology annotation, molecular function: RNA binding.
UUGGCUCAAUAGUCUGAAACAUCCGAUUCCAAUUUCACAGACCCUAAGCUCUUCCCAAAUCCCAAACUUUCGCUUUUAGCAAAUCUCAGAAUCAUCAAUGGAUCUGGAGAUUUUUGGUCGUCACGCUCUCUCGUUCGACGACGAUUCGAUGGCAACCUUUGUCAACUCCCCGACGGCGCUCGUUGACUGGAACAGCCUUCUGAUUGACCGGUAUGAUGUUCGUCACCUCCUCUCUUCUAUUCCUCCUCCGCGUCCCAAGCGCCGCCGUACGAUUUCAGACGAUCCUGACUUGGAAUCGGACCUCAAUCACGAGCGUUAUCUUGAUUUGCCGACGGAAUCUCCAUCUCCGUCGCACGAUGAGAGCGAUAUCAAUGAUGUUUCAGCAAGUACAAAUGCCGAUGGUUUUCGUGCUGUCCCCUAUUCAUACGGAAGCUCCAGUGAUUUCAAUGACCAGAAAAUUGCUGAUAUGGACUCUGGGUUUCACCCGUCUUUCCCCGUGCCUGAUUAUUUACUUCAACACCUGCCCCCAACUGAGAAAUUACAUCAGAUCAUGGCAAAAACUUCGAGUUUUGUAAGCAAACAUGGUGGGCAAUCUGAAAUUGUCUUGAGAGUCAAACAAGGAGGCAACCCAACAUUUGGGUUCUUGAUGCCAGACCAUCAUCUUCAUCCUUACUUUAGGUUUCUUGUUGAACAUCAAGAGCUUUUGACAGGAAAGUCUUCUGUAGAAGAUACAAAAAGUGAAGGUGGGAAGGAUGGUGGAGCUUUGUCCUUGCUUGGUUCGGUUUAUGGGACAGUAGAAGAUGAAGAUACUAAAGAAGAGCCACCAAUGGACUGUAAAACAAACGAGUCUGCUGAAGGUGAUGGUGGUGCUAAGGUUGCUGAUUCCAAUGGACCAGAAGGGUCAAAAGAAGCUGCAAAGAUUGCCACUGAGAGAAGUGCAGCCUCUAAGCAUUCUCUUCCGUCAAAUGAUCAAGCAACUUUCGCAAAAAGAAAUCCUUCUGUCAGCGCAGUAAAUGUUGUAGGGAGGAAGCAGAUCAAUACAGAAGAUAGUGCUACAGAAAAAACAUUUUCUGAAAAGUUGCAAUCUUCUUCAAUGCCGGCACAAUCCAAGCUUGAACUGCAGAUUGUGGAGCCGCCUAUUGAGAUGAAAAGAGUGAUCAAUAAGAUAGUUGACUUCAUCCAAAAGAACGGGAUAGAACUUGAGGCUACUCUUGCUGCGCAGGAUGUUAAAUACGGGAUGUUUCCAUUCUUACGUCCAGCUAGCUUAUACCAUGGAUAUUAUCGGAAGGUUCUCCAAGAAGCUGAAGAGUUAAAAUCAUGUGGCAAAGGCGAUAUUACCAAAAAGGAAGACAUGAAGCAAGAGAAGAUGGGCAAUGAUGUAAAAGAUGACAAACCUGUUGUCUUAACGGUUGAUUCGGCCAAGAGAGAGAAACUAAAAAUGGUUAGUGACAAACCAAAGGCUGAGUCACACAAGGAACCAUUCAAGCCCGUCGAACCGCAGACGAGGAUCACAGUAGAUGCGAAUACUGCUGCUGCUAUUCUUCAAGCUGCCAGAAGAGGCAUAAGGAACCCACAGUUAGGGAUUCUAUCAGGCAAACCCUUGGAUGAGACUUCUCAGAGCCUCGGAAAUGAUGGAAGUAGUAAUACUUCAUCUAAGUCCCUUGAUUUGGCCAAAUCUACGACGGGUCAAGCUGCUGCUAGUGAAGCUGAUACUUGUGAAGCAGGCUUGUCUAAAGAGCAGAAGUUGAAGGCAGAAAGAUUGAAACGUGCAAAGAUGUUUGUGGCCAUGUUAAAACCCGGUGCCCAGCCAGCGCAACAAGCUGAAUCAUCGCGGAGCGUAUCGGUCGAACCGUUGGACUGUGGGAUCUCUGGAUUAGGUUCUAAUGCUGCCAAAGAAAGAGAAGGUGGCUCACUUCCAUCUGAAGCUGAGCCGAAACAAGCAGAUGAUAGUGGUAUCAGUAGAAAAAGAUCAAAGAGGAAUUACCGUUCCAGAUCACAGAGAGAUGAAGAUUAUGAAAUGGGAGAAGAAGAAGAAGACGAUGAAGAGAGAAGUAUGGAUGAAGUUACAGAAGAAACCAAGACUGAGAAAAAUCAUUCAAGUAGAAAACGGCAUUAUAGGCAUAAGCAUAAGACCAGACCCGAGCCUGGGCAGAAGCUUAUGAAACGGAGCCGAUAAGUUCAGUUCGAGUCUAUGUUUUGUGGCUUUUUUUUUCCUUUUAACAUUUUGCUUUAAUUAAACAGGUGUCAAUUGUUCCUUUUUCUUAUACUUCUUUUCUCCUUAUUCUUUUGAGUUUUUGAGGCUACAUUUUGUAUUUUUGACAUUUUUAUUAUACUCAAAUAUUUUUAUA